Adineta ricciae is the source of this 2763-nucleotide messenger RNA. Lineage: Eukaryota; Metazoa; Rotifera; Eurotatoria; Adinetida; Adinetidae. The record is from the annotation of a GenBank genome assembly.
AUGAAAUUAUCGCAAAGCGAUGAAUGUAAUAAACUGAUUAGUAAAAAGAUAAGCGCUUACAACGAUAGUGAUCAAUAUCAUCAUGCAUCAUCCUCUCGUCUUCAAUCAGCAGAAUCUUCAUGGACUCGUUGUUUGCAAUUGUUAUUUUGCUCAUGGAUGGAUCCUACUCUUUAUGUAGGUUACAAACGAUCACUGACAGAAGAUGAUCUUGAUGGUUUGCCACACAAAGAUAAAGCAUCGAUUGCCUUCAAUCGAUUCGAUUCCUACGAUUGGGCAACAACAUCUACAUGGAGAUUGAUCAUUCGCGAGUUUUGGAGAGAUUAUCUUGUCUUUGUCGUCUUUUGUUUACCUUACAUAUUCGUACGUGUGUCACAACCACUAUUGUUACGUGAAAUUGUUCUCAGUACCAUGAAUGAAAACACUUCUCUCAUCACUAUUUGCUUCCUUGUGCUAUUACUUUGCUCAUGUGGAAUUGUUCAAGUUCUGCUCGAUCAUCAGAUAUAUUUUUAUUCAAUACGUAUCGGGGUACGAAUUCGUAAUGCGCUCAUGACUCUUAUCUAUCGAAAUUCACUAUCGAUGAAAAUAACCGUUUCACAAACGACGAACAUUGGUCACAUAACUAAUCUUAUUUCCGACGACGCAUCUCGAUUCGGAGAGAUAUGUACACGAUUGCAAUAUUUAUGGGUGGCGCCUAUUGAAACUUUGAUCAUAUUUAGUUUACUCUGUUGGAUUAUCAAACCAUUGCCAGCUAUUUUGAGUUUUAUAUUACUUGUCCUGAGUAUCAUCAUACUGUCACUUAUCAGUCACUGCCUCAGUGAUUAUCGACACCGGAAAACAGUUUAUAGUGAUAAACGUGUUCAUGCUUUUAAUGAAUUCAUUCACGGAUAUCACAUAAUCAAAAUGCACAACUGGGAAAAGUCGAUGGAAGAUCGGAUUAGGAAAAUACGUCAGGACGAAGUUAACAAUUUAAAUCGGUAUUUUUCGAUACGUACCAUCAGUACAAUACAUUCCUUCAUCAUAGUACCUGCAUUGGCAUUCGUUACAUUUAUCACCGCAUGGUUAUUAGACUAUCCGCUCGAGGCAGCAGAUUGUUUUUCAACUCUUGCCUUUUUCGGUUUGAUACGAAAUCAAAUCAUGUUUUUCGUACCAGCAAUUACUGACCGACUAACGGACAUCAUAGUCGCAUCGAAAAGAAUUGAUGCAUUCAUGCGCUCAGCAGUAUCCCAAUGUCGUUCUGCGUCUACAGCAUUCUCGUCGAUUGAAUCGGUUCGUGGGCAAAUUUCGAUGUCAGAUGCUUCUUUUUCAUGGAAUACAGACCAAUGCUGUCUCUCAUCGCUCGAUAUCCUCAUUCAACCGCAAACAUUUGUGGGUAUCGUUGGACCAGUUGGUUCCGGAAAAUCCUCGCUACUCGUCGCUAUUUUGGGUGAACUCAAUCUAUUGCAUGGGCAACUCAUUUCGAAUCAUAAUUCAUUUGCCUAUACAUCACAAUCGCCAUGGAUCUUUUCAGAUACUAUUCGAAACAAUAUCCUUCUCAAUCGACCAUUCGAUGAACGACGCUAUCGAAAUGUGAUCUAUGCCUGUUGUCUUGAUGUGGAUAUUCAGUCAUUUGGAACGAGUGGCGAUCUAACAAUGAUUGGAGAGAGAGGUGUGAAUCUGAGUGGAGGACAAAAAGCUCGAGUUUCGUUGGCACGAUCUGUCUACAGUGACGUUGAUGUCUACUUGAUUGACGAUCCGCUAGCAGCCGUGGAUGGAAUUGUUGCGAAACAAAUCUACGACCGAUGUUUUAGUUCACAAGGCUUGUUGAAAAAUAAAACUCGGCUUUUAGUUACUCAUCAAACACAAUUUUUAGCUGAUGCAGAUCAAAUUCUCUUUCUUUCACAGGGCCGCAUAGAUAAUGAAGGUCGCCUAGAUGACUAUACACAUACGCAAGGCAUGACUGAUACAAAAGAAGUUUCAGAGAUGGAUUGUUUACUAGAUGAAAGUACAUCGGCUGCGGAUACUCGAUCAAUCAUUUCCGAAGAAAGGUCAGUGACUGGAAACGUCAAUUGGAAUGCAUGGUUUUGCUUAUUCACUGCUCCACCGUUCGGUAUUUGUGGAUUGUGUGCGCUCGUUAUCCUAAUGGUGGUGGGUGAAAUUCUCUACGAUGGUACCAACUAUUGGCUUAGUAUCUGGUUGAAAGAGUCGCACGCAGAUCAACAGAAACUUCCAACGUUUGCCUACACUUACCUAGAACUAACGCUUGGCAUCGUUCUCUCUGAUAUUCUUCGUACAAUAGUCUUCUUCUCUAUUUUCUUGCAUGGUGUCAAUCAUUUUCAUGAUCGAAUGUUAAAAGCAUUGCUGUACACAUCAGUCGAGUUCUUCGAGAGUAAUCCAAGCGGACGAAUAUUGAAUCGUGUCAGUAACGAUCAGAAAGUGAUUGAAGAGCCAUUACCUGCCAUGAUGAUCUCCUACAUAAAACUGUCUUUGAUGUCGAUGGGUUCGAUUGUGAUUAUCUGUCUUGUCAAGCCGUAUCUGGUGUUGGUGGUGAUUGCGUUAAUACCAAUAAUUGUAUUCGUGUGUCGUUUCUACCUUAGAUCGAAGAAACAGUUGAAAAAAUUGGAAAGCAUCACUCGUAGUCCAGUAUACGACCUACUUUCAUCGUCACUCAAUGGUCUAGUCACACUUCGUGCUUUUAAAAUUGAAGAUUAUUUUAUUCAAUUGUUCACUAAUGCAAUCGAUAGAAACACACGGGCAUUUCUUAAUCUGCUAGGAGCCGCACGGUGA